AUGGAUGACUUCGAGUACGAGCCUCUGCAUGAUUUCACCAACCAUAUGUACCAACAUGUGAUAUCUAGUGUGUUUAUCAGCGAAGGGGGUGAAGACCCCCGUCGUGUAACUGUGUACAAACUGUGCAUAAUGGCCAAGUCGAAGCUUCUCACAUUACGCCUGUCUGAAAUUGAAGAUUACGAAACCCUCACUCUGGAUCUCCUCACCUUUGAACAAAUUAGCUUCCUCAUUCAAACCUAUUUCUACCACCCAGUUCCAAUUAUUCCAGAGCAGCUACUGCGUGAACAUGCCAAAACAUUCUACAUCGCUGCCAAAUAUUACGGACUGAGACUUCUUCGAGAGAUUGCACGAGACUGGAUCUCGUCUCAUUUUACCAUCAAUAGCGCCCUCUGUCGUCUCGUAAUUUAUGGAAUUUUGUUUACACACAUGGAGGCUGCUUUUGCUGAACACGACGACGUUGAAACAAAGGAGGAAGCUAUUCUACUAGACAACACAAAAAUCAGAACUUCCGCAUUAGCUUUCCUUGCACAUUCUCUACAAAGCGUUUCCACCACGGUAGACUUUCCAGAGUUCGUCCAAGCUAAUCCAAAUCUCACCCUUGAUCUCAUACGUUACAUCGCAACUCAACACAAAUGCCCACAAUGCAAAACCAGAAACCAAUUCUACUAA
Arabis nemorensis is the source of this 669-nucleotide messenger RNA. Lineage: Eukaryota; Viridiplantae; Streptophyta; Magnoliopsida; Brassicales; Brassicaceae. The record is from the annotation of a GenBank genome assembly.